AUGGAAAUCAUGAAAGCUGAAGUUCCAAAAGACUUUAAAGCUCCCGACAUGACCCCAUAUGAUGGUACAUCUGACCCAAGUCAUCACCUCAGCAACUUUAGGAGUUGGAUGUACCUCAUGGAUGCCUCAGAUGCAACCUGCUGUAAGGCCUUUCCGACUACUCUUACCAAAACGGUGAUAAAAUGGUUCGACAGCCUGCCUCCGAGGUCAAUCACAAGUUUUAAUGAUCUUGCCAGAAAAUUCCUAGCCAGAUUCUCCAUUCAAAAGGACAAGGCCAAGCAUGCUCCCAGUCUCCUAGGAAUCAAACAGGGUGAUCGGGAGAGCCUUCGGAGCUACAAUGAAAGAUUCAAUAAAGCAUGCCUUGACAUACAUAAUCUCCCCACAGAGGCGGUCAUCACGGGACUUAUCAACGGACUGCGUGAGGCUCCCUUCAGCCACUCCAUAUCUAAGAAGCACCCCACAUCUUUGAAUGAAGUGCAGGAGCGAGCUAAGAAAUACAUCAACAUGGAGGAAAACUCCCGACUGGGAGAAACCUCCAAGGCCGGGUUUCCCUACCCCUUCCGGGACAAAGACAAGGAGCCGAGAAAAAAGGAGGACCAGUCCAUAGAAAAGCCCAUGAAAUAUGAUAACUAUACCCCUCUUUAG
Molecule: messenger RNA, 645 nt
Organism: Arachis duranensis
Lineage: Eukaryota; Viridiplantae; Streptophyta; Magnoliopsida; Fabales; Fabaceae
Exons: 1
Coding region: 1-645 (214 amino acids)
Source: RefSeq, a predicted model, not a curated record